AUUAUAGUUAGAAGUUUAUUCUCGAAACGUAUUAAUUACAGUCGUUUAUUUUGAAUAAGUUAUAAACCAAGAUGGCCUCUAAGACUCUUUAUAAUUUACCGACUUGACCCUAAUAGGCACAAUAGUUAACACGAGCAAAUACAUUAAACGCACCCCUGCACGAGGGUUGCAUUUAAUACUCUAAGUACCAGUUUCAUUCAGGGGGCAACCUCUUAAUUAUUCAAUGUAUCAACUAUCCUUUUCAAUUAACCGGAAAAUGAAAGUGAUAGAUACACCUUGCGUUGUAAAUUGUAAAAGCUUUCACUUGGGUCAGUUUCAGUCGCGCGUGACAGUUCGAGUGGUGCGGACGUCCCGCGAUGCCGGUCCGUUUAAAAUUGCUGGCAGAAAUGCUAUCUCGAAGACAUAACUUUCGAAUAAUAGAAAGAAAAUUGAAAAGUUAAAUACAAAUGAAAAUGAGUUAAUUUAAUUUUUAUAUAAAUUUUUAUUUCAUUCAGUUAAUGUUUACAAGGUCACGUCCUUCAAUCGAUAAACAAUUAAAUACGUGUGACCAUAUAUCGGACUCGUGUUUUUGAUAUUUUGAUAUAAGUGCCAAUACAUAGUUUAGGUUAGACUUAGUGUUUGGAAAAGACAUAAAAACUUUCUUCUUCAUGGAAUAUGGGCAUCUGUUUAGACACAGAACAAAACAAUGAAGAAUUGGAGACGACGGAACGCAGUCGUGGCAGUACCAGGGCGAAUUCUCCAAUGGGAGCUGGCUUCCCCAUGCAGAACUCGAGUCACGUCAAGUUUGAACCACCGAACGUUCCAGUUAUAUUUGUAUUGGGAGGCCCGGGCAGUGGCAAGGUGACACACUGUGACAACCUGAUGCAGGAGAGACGCGGCCUCGUACAUAUCAAUAUGACUGAUUUACUGCAGCAGUACGCUAUUGGCAAUGACAUGCAAGACUUCGGUACACUGUCAAGUAAGACGGUGACAGAGGUGCUGAUGUUGGAGAUGAAGAUGGCGCCCACCGCUAAGACCUACCUUGUGUCUGGCUAUCCACGGUCUAUGAGGGAUGUUGCAGAAUAUUCAGAAAAGAUACAAACAAUUAGUGGUGUGAUUCUCGUGAGCUGGCGGCAGAAGGUUCUAGAACGACAAAUAGAGUAUGGGGCGCGGCUCGGCCACGUGGUGCUCAGCCUGGCGAGGAUGGAGUUAAACAAUUUCUAUAAGAAUGUGAUGCCCGUUGCUGACUAUUUUGAUCAGAGCAAUAUGCUUGUUUCGGUGAAUGGUGAACGGAACCCUGAUGAAGUUUACAAAGACUUUCGCGCUGCUGUUCUGCAGAUACUAACCUCCGUUGAAGAUCAGGAUAUGAAUGGUGUUGGAAAUGGUGGCAUACCGGGUGAAAUAGUUGGCGUUGAACCUGCACCAACGAGAACACAAACUGAAUUCCAAGCCAUUGAUGUCGAAGAUAUACCAGCUCCAACUCGGCCAAUGUCAAUUGUGUCGCCCAAUAUGCCACAGAGCAUACCACACGCCUUGCCACAGAGUAUGCCAAAAGUCUUGGCUGUCAACGGUGUGGACCAUGUGAACUCAAGACCUGAAGUAAUAAGAGUUCGUGGUACCGCGAUUGCUACUCCUACGCUUUGGGUGGUAGGUGGUCCAGGUAGCAAUAAGGCCGCCUUGUGUCAGCGAGCCGUGACACAAAGACAUGGUUGGACCCAUUUCAGCCUAGGCCAACAUCUUCGCAUCCUAUCUGAUGCUGGAGGAGGACCAGCAUCAGAUGGUGCCUUAUCCCGUGCUGCGAUCAGUGGGGGAGAGUUGGCACCAAACGACCUGGUCACCAAGUUGGUGACCGCUGCCGCUGUUGAUGCAGCGAGAAGUGGCCAUGGUCUAUUACUGGAUGGAUACCCUCGGGAUGUAGACCAGCUGGCCUGGUAUCAGAAUGAGUUCAAAGUACAACCACGCAUGGUACUCUUGGACUGUUCGAAGCUGCAAUUGGGAAGGGGCAGACGAGAUGACUCUGUAGCUGCUUUUAGAAGACGACUCGAAGUGUUCCGUGAACUCAGCCUCCCAAUGCUGAAAACGCUGGACCAACAGCAUCGGCUUGUUAUUGUUGACGGCGAUACCGAGUCAGAAGAAGUUCAAGCAGAAUUCACGAGGGUCCUUCUAGAGGAGAUGGAGAAGGCUGAAGCACUUGCUGAGAUACCACAACCGGAAUACUCGACUCAAAAUGAAGCAAUGUCCCAAUUCACACAUGCGAUAUCCCGUAUGGGGGCAGGAUUGGCUAAUGGGAUCCCAAAUGGGACCCACAAGGCGGUGCCAAAUGGUAACAUUGGCAACGGGUUUAUUGGGAUAACUAAUAAUAAGGUGAAACCAUUGAUAAACAUGACACGCAUCCCGUCUGUGUCCCAAAUGACACAAGAUGACGUCAGACGACUGUACGAACAAAGUUCGGGAAAUAUAACUGUCAAUACACAUAUAUAAUAUAUGUCAAAGCAUCAAUAGUGGCCGAAUUUGGAUGUAUGAAUUCUACAACUAAACAAUACUAAUAAAAAUAUACUAUGCUAAUAUACAGUCGGUAAUAUACGUAUCAGGGGCUUGAGACAAAGUCACUUUUCGACAUGCAAUUGUAUGAAAAUAGUCACGUGUCAAAGGGGGAAGUCAUUCCCAUCACACUCUAUAGCUGUGGUCUAUGGAUAUACAAACAUAAUAAAGUCAAAAUCUGUUAUGACGUCAUCGAC
Molecule: messenger RNA, 2717 nt
Organism: Pieris napi
Lineage: Eukaryota; Metazoa; Arthropoda; Insecta; Lepidoptera; Pieridae
Exons: 13
Coding region: 655-2460 (601 amino acids)
Biological process (GO): CDP biosynthetic process; UDP biosynthetic process
Cellular component (GO): cytoplasm; nucleus
Molecular function (GO): UMP kinase activity; ATP binding
Source: RefSeq, a predicted model, not a curated record